AUGUCGAUGCUCGGGCGCCAGUCGCCCGACGAGCGCGACGACCGUCUCGGCGGCUCGCGCUCCGCCACGGGGCCGUCUCGCAAGGAGGAGAACGUCUACAUCCCGCAGUUCAUCACGAAGCGGCCCUUUUACGCCAUCAACGAAGAGGAAGAGAGCGCCUCCGCCGCCGCCGACAGCGCCGCCGAGGGCACCGCCAACAUCACGCGCUCCGGCUCACGCGACUACCUCGAGCACCAGCGCCUGCGGAAACCCGAGCAGGACUCCAAGUGGUACCAGCGCGGCAAGAAUGCCGGGCCUGUGGCCACCAAGUACCGCAAGGGCGCCUGCGAGAACUGCGGCUCCAUGAGCCACGCCAAGCGCGACUGCUUCCACCGCCCGCGCGCGCGGCUGGCCAAGUACACGGGCGAGGACAUCCAGGCGGACGAGCUGGUCGAGGACGUCAAGCUGAGCUGGGACGCGAAGCGCGACCGGUGGCUGGGCUUCGACCCGCGCGACUAUGCAGGCAUGAUGGCCCAGCGGGAGCGCAUGAACGAGGCGCGGCGCGUGCUGGUCGAGAAAGCCACGGCCGCCGCCGCCGGCAGUAGUAGUGGCGGCAGUGGCGGCCCAGGCAAGGAUGGCGCAGAGGGCGGAGACGGUGGCGCGCUGGUCCAAGCGGCCGGCGACGACGGCACGCGGUACACAGAAGACACGGAGCUGGGCGUGUCGCGAAAGAACGGCGCGGCCGAUUUGCGGAUGCGCGAAGACACGGCGCGGUACCUUGUCAACCUCGACGUCGACUCGGCCAAGUACGACCCGAAACGGCGCAAGAUUGUGGACGGCGGUGCGUUCCUCGACGACUCGGCGCGGCUCUUUGCCGAGGAGAACUUUGCCAAGGCCUCCGGCGACGCCGAGGCGUUUGAAAAGGCCGAGCGGUACGCCUGGGAGGUGCACGACAAGACCGGCGACGCCAGUUUGCACAUGCAAGCCAAUCCGACCGCGGCCGCGCACCGCCGCAAGAUGGACCAAGAAGAAGCGCGCAGGAAGCAAAAGGAGAUGGACGAACUGAUGCGGGAAAAGUACGGCGUCGCUCCGUCCGACGACAUUCCCGGAUUCGACGAGAAGGAGAGCAGGGUGCAGCUCGCGGCCAAGAAAAAGGCGGCGCUACUGGCCACGGCCGUGGCCUCGUCGGAGCACUUUGUCGAAUACGACGAGUCCGGCCACGUCAAGGACAAGUACCAGGCGAAGCGUGCCGACCGCUCCAAGUACGCGGAGGACGUGUUUCCACUCAACCACACGUCGGUCUGGGGCAGCUGGUGGAGCAACUUCCAGUGGGGCUAUGCGUGCUGCCAUUCGUUUGUGCGGAACAGCUACUGCACGGGCGCCGACGGCAAGGCUGCAUGGGAGCGUGCUGAGCGCCAGCGACUGGGAGACUGGGGCGACAACGACGAAAAGGACGAAAAGGACGAGGAGGCCGACAGUGGCCGCGGAGAGCGGAGAAUGCUCAAGGAAGCCGGCGACGAGGGUGACGCACCGUCCGACGACGACCGGAGGCGAAGGGACUCGUCGCCGCCGCGGAAACGGAAGAAGGAACGGAGCUCGCGGGACGACUGA
Molecule: messenger RNA, 1590 nt
Organism: Sporothrix brasiliensis 5110
Lineage: Eukaryota; Fungi; Ascomycota; Sordariomycetes; Ophiostomatales; Ophiostomataceae
Product: pre-mRNA-processing factor SLU7
Exons: 1
Coding region: 1-1590 (529 amino acids)
Biological process (GO): mRNA splicing, via spliceosome
Cellular component (GO): spliceosomal complex
Molecular function (GO): pre-mRNA 3'-splice site binding
Source: RefSeq, a predicted model, not a curated record